CGUCAGCGCUGCACGUUCGCUGGCCUGCCUGUUCUGCCUCUUCGCGAUCCAUGCUGCUGCUUGCUGGCAAACCCAGUCACAACCUAGUCUCGGCGGGAACAUCUGAAGUCGCAGACGGUCGUGCGCCGAAUGCACGCGAUAUCGUUCCGCUGCAGUUGCAAUUGCUGGUGGUGUGUCGCGGUGGCGUGAGUGACAUACUGUGACGACAGUGACGUUUCGGAAGGUGUGUGUGGCUCACGUGCCCAACUGCACUUCACUUACUAAACCUGAUGAGGAUAAGCCAUCCAGUGUAGUUAGUUGUUCGGUGCAUUUUUAGGUAUUGGAUUGCCCAGUUGUGUGCUGAUGAAACGAAGAGGCUAUGGUCGAAC
Molecule: messenger RNA, 368 nt
Organism: Acanthoscelides obtectus
Lineage: Eukaryota; Metazoa; Arthropoda; Insecta; Coleoptera; Chrysomelidae
Source: the annotation of a GenBank genome assembly